Messenger RNA from Aspergillus aculeatinus CBS 121060, 730 nucleotides. RefSeq lists its product as uncharacterized. The transcript has a single exon. The coding region runs from base 225 to 458 and encodes 77 amino acids. The record is from RefSeq and is a predicted model, not a curated record. NCBI's taxonomy places the organism in Eukaryota, Fungi, Ascomycota, Eurotiomycetes, Eurotiales, Aspergillaceae.
CUCUUACAUCUGGAUAAACGCUGUCUUUUCUGACUGUACAUCGCACUUGUGGCAGGGGCGGCACAUAAGGAAAUCCGAGGACCGAGAACUCCGCAUAACGCGUCAGAUAAACACCUCCCCAGAAUUUCUUCUCACCCAACUUCUUUCACGGCAGUGAUGAAUGAUCUGGGCUUCCCCCAAAACGAACCCAUUUCGACGAUAACUAGCAUACAACGACAUCCAUAAUGUCUCAGCAAGAGCUACAGGCUCUGCUCCGGCAGCUUGAAGAGGCGCAACGACCACGGGCAGAAGAGCAACGACGGCGAGAACAGGCCGAGGAACGACUGAGGAUCCAACCCCGAGAAACGACGCUCCCCGAGUUCCUCGAUGCCUGCCAUGUGCAUCUGUUUCUCGGGCUAUCAGUUCAAGAAGACCCACAUGCAUCAAACCACGGGCAAUCCGGCGAACGCCGACCGUAAGCUCCGCCCAAACCAGAUUCGCGAAUGGGUCAGUUUUCCCGACCGAACAGGCAUCAAGAUGGGAGGAUUUGAUGGACCCGGGCCCUGAGUUUGUCACAGAGCGCUACUUCACACCUCUUUCGGUCUUAAAAGAAUAUGGGAAGGAGGCCCGGGAAAGAAAGGUCGGCUCCGAGUUGGAUUUAAACCAUUUCCAAAGACAGACCGUGGAGUCGCGCAUAGGCCCUUUUUUCAAUGGCGAUGAUUUGAUUCAAUCCACGGCGCAGUUACCCCCC